AUGGACAUUGCCGCAGGAAACCAUUCCCCCUCCACCUUCAACCCCGGACCACAACACCCUUCGGCAGACCCCCGCCUGGGUCGCGUCGCUCAGAGACCUUCCAUUACCACCUCAUAUCCUCCUCCCCCUCAACAGAGGCCGACAAUAGCGGAGACUCCAGGUUCCUCUCACAUCCCAGAACUUGUCAACCAAUCGGUGGAUCAAGUAUCAAACACGGAUGUCUCCGAUCGGAGCCGAGACUCUAUGUCGCCUGUCGACCACAAUGCUCCCUCUGUCGACCUUAGUCACAUAGUACCCAUUCUCAUGAGGUUCUCGGAGCUCGCCGCCAUUAAAGGACUCAAGGAGAAGGAGAAGGCUUUAUUGCAGAAUGAAGGUGCUUCUAUCAAGCGACGCCUGGACAAGGCCAGGUCCAAAGACGCGUACCCGGUUGUGAUCGAGAAUAUACAGGCAGAAGAAGAAGUCUCUCAAUCCAAAGUACGCAAACUUCAGCAUGAUAUCGACGAGAUUGAAAAGACACGCCAACGGAUGGCCGAGUCUCUUCGGGGCUUUUUGCGCCAAACGCCGCUCCCCGUUUCAUCCUCCUAUCGUACGCCGACCUCAGCGCUCGGCGAAUCCUCCGACAGCGAGAAGAUUGCCGCCCUAGAAGCCGAUAACCAGCAGAUGAAGGCCGAGCUGCGGGAGCUCAAGGAGCUGAUCGUGCAAAAAAGCCCUGAGAUUCCCACUGGCAUGCAGGCUCAACUUUCUAAGCUUGAGAACUCAGUCAAUAGCCAGUCCAUGAGUAACCAUGGCACUAGCAAGAGAAUUCGGAGACUCGAAGAAUGGAAAGAGGGGGUGGAGAAUGGGAUGAUCCAACCACAUCUACAUGCGCCUGAGAGGGUCAUGUCUCAGGCUCCAGAUCUGGAGCCACUACGGCAAGACAUAGAAAAGGCCCAUGGGAAAGCCGCUGAAGCGCAGGAAAAGGCUCAGGCAAUGGGUGAUCGCGUCAUGGCCCUCCGGCGAGAUUUGCAGUAUCUCAGAGACCAUUUCGAUCGAGACUUAUUUGCGCGACAAGAGUUCGAGAAGACGCUCAAUGCCGUGAAAGAGUUUAUCGAGCAGGGCUCAGAUCUCAAGCGCAGACUGGAAUCCAUCGAGAAGGAACGCCUUGAGCUCAAGGACGCAGUCGCCACCGCCAGAGAGGCCAAAUCCAAAGCCGAGGAUCUGGACAUGCGAUAUACGACAUAUACCGAUAGAAACAAUGGGAGGAUAGCCCAUCUUGAGUCAACAGUUCGACUAUUGGAAGCAAGCGACAAACGUGCCUCAGAUGUUGAACCUUCUCGACCCGCAGAGGCUCUUGGGAGUGUCAAGGACAGCAUUGAGAAGGUGGAAAGCAGUCAACGCUCACUGUGGAACAAUGUCAACAAGCUGAUCUUGGACAUGCCUCAGGUACUUGAAUCUUCUAAGCAAGUACAAAAGUGUCUCUCUGGAAAUGAGUCCCUUAUGACUGCUGUUCGAUCUUUGGAACAACGCUAUUCCAACAUCAACACCGAAUAUCUGGUGAAAAACAUGGCCGCUGCAAUGAUGGAGAUGUAUCCCUCCAUGUCGCAGACCAUUGAGCAAGUGAAUCAGCUCAAAAGCUAUUGUACGAAGGAGAUUACUGCACUCAAGACAGCAACGCAGAAUGUCGACCUCGCAUCCUUGGAAUCUAAGAUGAGCCAGCUCCGCACAGAACUCGCCAACAAGCUGCUUCACCUUCAAAACAGUGUCUCUGACCAGGCCAAGAGUAUCAAUGAGCAGCUGGAGGAGACUUGGGAGUUGAAAAACAAAUUUCAGACCCAGUCUGAUGCGUUCUCGGAACUCGGUGAAUCUAUCCCACAAGCGCUACAACAAGCGGAAAGAGUGACCGAGGUGUCGACCAAGCUGGAAGCGUUGUAUGAAGACCUUGCAUCGCUGAAAGCUAAAUUCGAAGCUCAAGAUGUCACGGAAAAGGUGUCUGGGCUCUCAAAACAGCUCGAAGCCUUGUCCAAGAAUGUUGAUCCCCCGAGCGUGAAGCAAAAUGGACCCGAGGUGGUGAACAAAGUCACUGAGAUCUCAGAAAGGCUUACGGACCUGACUGCCAAUUACCAACUUCUGGAAACGAGGCUGAUAACACAAGAGCUGGCCGACUGGAAGGAGGUGGAUGAACUCAAAUCUGGCCAUGGAAAUCUCAUUGAAGAGCUAAAGGCCGUGAAGACCAGGGUGAAAAGUCAAGAUGACACAGAGAAGAUGAUCGCGGUCUCUGAAAACCUCAAAUCUCUUUCCGAUGACUUGAAAUCUCUGCAAACCAAGUUUGAUGAAGAGCUAGGGUCACUGAAAUCUCGCGUGGAUAAUUUGGGACACAACGAGGAGCUGAGUAAGCUUAGGAAUGAGCUCCUGACUCGAAUUGAUAAAUUGCAAGCGGCGGCUCAGUCAGGUUCUAAUCGCAAUGCCACUGGAGACGAUGCGAGCGAACGAUCAAUGCUCAACCAUCCGGGUGUCUGCGGCUCCCUUGGGGAUCACUAUCGAAUCCUUGGUAGCGCAACCCGAAACCAGAAUGAACAUGGACAUGUACUAGACAUGCCGUCCACCUUACGCCCUGGAGGAGAUGGACCAAUUACAACGGCUGACUCGUCCGUGCCAUACUUUGACGCCGUCUCGGAACAUGCGAGGGAUAGUUUGGAGGAAUCGAGUCCUUGUCAUCGAAGUGAACAGUCUGUCUCGGAAGACGAGCUCAGCUUUCGGCCCAAUCGGCCAGCUGCAACUACCGAUACACCAAUGGGGUUACGGAUCACGGAGAACGAGAACGGCUAUCACGAAUCACGAUCGUUCAACAAAAGUGUUCGCCAAUCGACCCCUUCGGACGUUUCGCAUGACCCAGAUGAUCAGCCCUCUCCUCAACCCGCGACGAGCGAGGUACCCAUGGCGUAUCGGAUCACCGAGAACGAGAGGGGUCAGACCGAGAACGGGAUGUCUAGGAAACGUCCCCGUCAAGGAACUGCUUCGGAGGAUGAGCGUCGGUCUCGGGCUCGUUUCGCCAAUGGUACUGGGGCCCCAGCUCCCCCCAUAUCGGCAUUCGCAAAGAAGGCGAAGAAAAAGCAAGAGAAAAGGGAGAGAAAGGAACAGAGGAAAAAAAACAGACAGAGUUUGCCUCACUGA
Molecule: messenger RNA, 3150 nt
Organism: Penicillium brasilianum
Lineage: Eukaryota; Fungi; Ascomycota; Eurotiomycetes; Eurotiales; Aspergillaceae
Source: the annotation of a GenBank genome assembly